AGCUAUUACCGAGGGAGGAGCUUCAAGACCAACCAGUAUCGCCAAUUCAGUGUCUUGAAUUUUGAAAUCGCUGUCUGCUUCAACUCUCACAGCUUCAUAUUCACCGAUACAACAAGAAUCUCCCUCAAUUAACCAUGGCAACCUUACAAUCCCAACCCCCGACCUCUGAAGCGUACCUUGUGAGCUACCCAGCUCAACAUGUUGUCCUCCUCACAAUAAACCGCCCAAAGGUCAUGAACUGCAUACAUGCGCAGGGCCACUGGGAUAUGGAUGCGUUCUUCCAAUGGUUCGACCAUGAGCCCAGUCUUCGCGUCGCAAUUAUUACCGGGGCGGGCCCGAAGGCCUUCUGCGCUGGUCAGGAUCUCAUCGAGCAGGGCCGGUUUAAGGUGAACCGACCACCAACGUCGUCCAUGAAGCACCCACCGAGUGGGUUUGCGGGCGUGAGCAGGAGAAUUGGGAAGAAGCCGAUUAUUGCUGCCGUUAAUGGGUUCGCGCUGGGAGGAGGGUUCGAGAUCACGCUUAACUGUGACCUUGUUGUAGCUUCCCCAACUGCGUCGUUUGGACUACCAGAAGCGUCGGUCGGUCUGUACGCCGCUGCCGGUGGACUGCCCCGUGUCGUCCGCAACUGUGGCCUUCAAAUUGCUUCAGAGAUUGCAAUGACAGGUCGCCGACUUACAGCUGAAGAAGCGCUGAAAUACAGCCUUAUCAACAGGGUAGCAAAGUCUCCCAGCACUGUCAUGGAAGAAAGCUUGGAGCUCGCCGCCAAGAUUUCGAACCUCUCACCCGACGCCAUCAUCGUUACGAGAAGCGGACUGCGUGAGGCAUGGGAGACAGGCAGUGUUGAGAGAGCCACACAGAUUACGUCAGAUAGAUAUGAUUACCAGCUGGGCACUGCCCCGAAUAUGAAAAUUGGGCUGGAUGCGUUCGCGCAGAAGAAGAAGCCGGAGUGGGUGCCAAGCAAGCUGUAAAACCGCGAUUUUCGAGAGCGUUGUCGUUUAAUCGUAGGAUUUGUAUCAGAUAGAUAAACUAUGGGCUAUUUACUUUGUUCAAUUUGGU
Pseudogymnoascus verrucosus is the source of this 1056-nucleotide messenger RNA. RefSeq lists its product as uncharacterized. Gene Ontology annotation, molecular function: enoyl-CoA hydratase activity. Bases 135 to 968 code for a protein of 277 amino acids. The transcript is spliced from 2 exons. Gene Ontology annotation, biological process: fatty acid beta-oxidation. NCBI's taxonomy places the organism in Eukaryota, Fungi, Ascomycota, Leotiomycetes, Thelebolales, Thelebolaceae. The record is from RefSeq and is a predicted model, not a curated record. Gene Ontology annotation, cellular component: mitochondrion.